AUGGCGUGCAGGGCGGCGGACGACAGCUUCGUGGAGCGAGAACCAUCAAGACAUGUUGACUAUCUGUCGCAUUCCUGGCGCGAGGAGGACGUCUGGAGCUCGUGGAGAUACAUCGCGGCCAGAAAGGACGAGUACGAGAGUGGGCACAGGCUGGAGAAUGCUGCAUGGCGUUCCUGGGCAAGGAUACGAUUCGGUCUCGGAUGGUUCCCUGCGGAGGCUCUGAACUGGCAAAAGGACAUCGACGUCACUUGGCUGUACGGCCCGCUGCAGGUGCUCGGAGACGAGACAGACGACCGGUCAAGCACUGCGUCGCCGACUCCCUCCUCCCCGGGGGCGUCGAACUCGUCACUUAUCGAUAAAAAGCCGAUCCUCAAGAAGCGGACCAUUUCGCAAUCAAUUCUGCAGCGGCCUCACUCCACCCACACGUUUUUGCGUCUGGCCAACGCUCUGAUCAAGGCCCAGGACGGUGCAGAUGGCCGGUACAUCGCAGACUACCCCGUCUCCCGCCAGGAGGUCGAGAAAUCACUUGGCCUACCCUCAGAGAGCUCCGUGUCCAACUUCUUCUUCCAGGAGAGUCGGGGGGACAUCCCGGACAAACGGCAUAUCAGCUUCAGCAACGAGGUUGCACAGUGCGUUGCCGUCGAGGACGACGAUGAGCCGUUCGACGGAGAGUACUACGGCUACUACAGCUAUGCCACAGACGGCUCUGUGGUAGAAGAAGACGAGGCCUCCGAUGACGGCGUCGUGAUGGCUAGAUACUACCCUGAGAGGCCUCCUCUCAGCUUCCAGAGCACUCCACGAAGCAGCUUCAGCAGCGAUAGUAGGAUUAUUGCUCACUUGCCUUCCACCACCCUCAAGUAUCGACCUGAUACCCCAGAGCCCAAACAAGAGACCCCGCGGCCUGUACGACCUACCUUGUCUCGCUCAUCUUCAGCUGAAACCCUCCGUCCGUCAAACUACCAUGCUGCUGCUACCAGAACGUCCUCUCACGGAGACUUCUUCCUGGACGAAGAGUACGGAGCGGACGAGGACUGGAAUACCGGCUGGGACAUCGAGUGGAACGCCCAGCAGUCAUCAUCUAUGAACCAGGCGUCUUCUCCGCCAUCAUCUUCUACUAUUACCACUUCUGCAUCUCUCCCUUCUCUGGCAAGUCAAUGGUUCAGUAAUUCAAAGGCCAAGGCUACUAUAAGCGAGGAAGGGAAAUAUUACUCUUCCUCGGGCGUCUUCAUGCCCUUUGGCUAUGGUGACAACAGCCCCGACGGAGACCUCGACGGGCCCGAGGAGACUGAAGAGACAAGCUCCAGCCGAGGCGUGAUCGAUCGAGUAAUCGACACGGUCAACACGGCUAGAGAUAUUGCACAUGUCAUAUGGAACGUCGGCUGGCGCGGCUGA
Molecule: messenger RNA, 1392 nt
Organism: Trichophyton benhamiae CBS 112371
Lineage: Eukaryota; Fungi; Ascomycota; Eurotiomycetes; Onygenales; Arthrodermataceae
Product: protein phosphatase type 1 complex subunit Hex2/Reg1, putative
Exons: 2
Coding region: 1-1392 (463 amino acids)
Biological process (GO): protein catabolic process in the vacuole; cellular response to glucose starvation
Source: RefSeq, a predicted model, not a curated record